CAAUCACUGGGCCGUGGCAGCUGGUGGCAGCUCUCGGAGUACAAGUUGUAAGAGAAUGCAAAGUGUAGAGCGACGAUUGCAUCUUUCUGGCAAUAAAAGAUGCUUUCACCUAUCCAUUUAGUCUCUUCUAAGUCAUUUAAAGGGAGAAACCUAACAGGAACCCAACGUCUGGUACAUGACUUAGCUGUGGAUAUUCAUAAGAAUAUACAGCAUUGGAACGAUCUUCAUAGCCAAGGAUUCGCCUAUCUGAAAGAAAUAAAGCGGGAAAAACGCGAUGAAAGUUAUUCCGAGGCUUUACAAGAUUUAUGUGACAAGUUGGAAAACAUUUGUGACGAUCUGGACGUCGUAGUUGGAAACCUGGAUCAAAUUAAACAUCAACUAACGACUGUACCGGGCUUGCAUAAAACUGUAGACAAAUUGUUCGUAACAUGGCCGAUAACAAAGUUUGGUGAGGUAGCAGAAACUAUACAUAAAGCAUAUCAUAUGGAGGCCAAAUUGAAACGCAAAUUAGUUGAAAAUGUUGCUCACAAUCAUACGGAAUCGUCGAAGAUGCUCCAUAUUGCAGCAUGGGUGUACGAGCCUUCACUAACUGAAGAUUUAACAAUUUUAUUGGAAUCGUUUCUUAAUGAAGUUGGCCUUAGAUGAUAAAAGCUCUCGAUGCAGCAUUUCAUUUCUUUUUCAUUUUAAUAAAGUUAGUAAAGUAACGAUGAAUUGCAAUUUUAUUCAUAUUAGGCAGAUUCAAAUUAAAACAUUUUAAUAUCGGUACAGGUAUAACCUAAUAUACGAUAGUUGAUAACUAUUUCAGUUUUUUGAGCAAUGAAGAGAACAAAGUUGUUUAAACUCCGAUUCUAUUAGUGUACAGUUAUGGUUAUUUAAAAUAAGUUUUUCUACAUUUCUUUUUAAACUUUUAUUUGUCUAUUCCUUCUAUAUAAAAAUG
Vollenhovia emeryi is the source of this 937-nucleotide messenger RNA. Its product is annotated as cyclin-dependent kinase 2-interacting protein-like. The transcript is spliced from 4 exons. The coding region runs from base 100 to 645 and encodes 181 amino acids. The record is from RefSeq and is a predicted model, not a curated record. NCBI's taxonomy places the organism in Eukaryota, Metazoa, Arthropoda, Insecta, Hymenoptera, Formicidae.